AUGGAAAUGCAAGACCUAGCAAGUCCUCAUCCUCUUGUUGGAGGUGGUGAUACUCCUGGUAGCUCCAAGCUGGAGAAGGCUAAUCUCAGCAGCACAUCCGUCACCACAAAUGGGACAGGAGUCAAAACAGAGCCUUUGAACAGCAGUGAAACCACAACCACAACUGGAGAUGGAGCGCUUGACACCUUUACUGGGUCAGUAAUAACAAGUAGUGGCUACAGCCCCAGAUCAGCGCAUCAAUACUCCCCCCAGCUCUAUCCUUCCAAUAAUGCUAUUUUUCUGAUAUUUAGGCCCUAUCCACACAUUCUUUCUACACCAGCAGCUCAAACGAUGUCUGCCUACGCAGGCCAGACUCAGUAUUCGGGGAUGCAGCAGCCAGCCGUCUACACUGCCUACUCACAGACAGGACAGCCCUACAGCCUGCCCACUUACGGUAUUUCACAUUUGGGCGUGAUGUUGCCAGGCAUCAAGACAGAGAGUGGACUCCCGCAGACUCAGUCCCCGUUACAGAGCGGGUGCCUCAGUUACAGUCCAGGGUUUUCCACCCCGCAGCCCGGCCAGACCCCUUACUCCUACCAGAUGCCAGGUUCUAGUUUUGCACCAUCAUCUACUAUUUAUGCGAAUAAUUCAGUUUCCAAUUCAACGAAUUUCAGCGGUUCACAACAGGAUUAUCCAUCCUACACAGCCUUUGGCCAAAACCAGUAUGCACAGUAUUACUCAGCAUCAACCUAUGGAGCGUAUAUGACAUCAAAUAACACAGCUGACGGCACCUCAUCCUCGACCUCAACCUAUCAGUUGCAGGAAUCUCUCCCAGGACUGACUAGCCAACCAGGUACAGAUCUUCAUCCAGAGUUUGACACCGUGCAGAGCCCCUCCACGCCCAUCAAAGAUCUUGACGAGAGAACAUGUAGGAGUUCUGGGUCAAAGUCCCGAGGACGAGGCCGGAAAAAUAAUCCCUCCCCACCUCCCGACAGUGACCUGGAGCGCGUGUUUGUCUGGGACUUGGAUGAAACCAUCAUCGUUUUUCACUCAUUGCUCACAGGGUCCUAUGCCCAGAAGUAUGGCAAGGAUCCCCCCAUGGCUGUAACCCUUGGACUACGAAUGGAGGAAAUGAUUUUUAAUCUUGCUGAUACACAUUUAUUUUUUAAUGAUUUAGAGGAAUGUGAUCAAGUUCAUAUAGAUGAUGUUUCCUCAGAUGAUAAUGGGCAGGAUUUAAGUACCUACAGUUUUGCAACUGAUGGCUUCCAUGCAGCUGCAAGUAGUGCAAACCUUUGUUUGCCAACAGGUGUAAGAGGAGGGGUUGACUGGAUGAGGAAGUUGGCUUUUCGUUACAGAAGAGUAAAAGAAUUAUACAACACCUACAAGAACAAUGUCGGAGGACUCCUUGGCCCUGCCAAGAGAGACGCGUGGCUGCAAUUGAGGGCAGAGAUUGAAGGUCUCACGGACUCCUGGCUAACAAAUGCACUUAAGUCUUUAUCAAUUAUUAGUACUAGGAGUAACUGCGUGAAUGUCUUGGUCACAACAACGCAACUGAUCCCAGCACUUGCGAAGGUUCUGCUCUAUAGUUUAGGAGGUGCCUUCCCCAUCGAGAAUAUUUACAGUGCAACUAAAAUAGGAAAAGAAAGUUGCUUUGAACGAAUAAUGCAAAGGUUUGGCAGAAAAGUAGUAUAUGUUGUAAUUGGGGAUGGUGUAGAAGAAGAACAGGCAGCAAAAAAGCACAACAUGCCCUUUUGGAGGAUAUCAAGUCACUCAGACCUCUUGGCUCUACAUCAAGCACUGGAAUUAGAGUAUUUGUAACUGUUUUCUCUAGCUGGAGAUCCGUUUUUUUAUAUUUCAAGUACACUGAAUUUUUAUGUGUGAUUCAAUGCCUCUGGCUUUACACAUAUAAAUUGUCUUAAAGGAUGAAAUCAUAUUUGGAAUGAAAAUUCCAGAAGGAAGAAUUCAGAUUGCUGCACGGAAUUACACUUUAGUGCUACAGAAAAGAAGCUCUAUGGUCUUAUAUUUACAACACUUUAAUGGUUUUUAAAAAAAAAAUCUGUGGAGGUUGCUGGUACACACCAAAUGAGUCCUAACUGGAAUUAACAGCUUUGGCAAAGAACUCUUACCCUGGCAAAACACCAAGACACGCUCCGUCUGACGAGGUGGUGUUCAACAACAUUCCUCAAAAUGAGAAAUCUUCUCAGCCCUGAGGUUUGAAUCUGACUUUAGCCUACCUAGCCCAGAAAAUCUGAAUUGGAAUGCACUCAGACUGUAUAAGGACAAUCCUAUCUAGACCUGUAAUUUGUGUAAAUUAUUGAUGCAAAUAAUUUACUGUGACUUUAUUAGCAGCUGAUUUUGAA
This is a messenger RNA of Diceros bicornis minor, 2339 nucleotides long. RefSeq names its product EYA transcriptional coactivator and phosphatase 4 (gene EYA4). Gene Ontology annotation, cellular component: nucleus. The record is from RefSeq and is a predicted model, not a curated record. The transcript is spliced from 16 exons. Lineage: Eukaryota; Metazoa; Chordata; Mammalia; Perissodactyla; Rhinocerotidae. Gene Ontology annotation, biological process: cell differentiation; multicellular organism development; positive regulation of DNA repair. Gene Ontology annotation, molecular function: protein tyrosine phosphatase activity. The coding region runs from base 1 to 1797 and encodes 598 amino acids.